AUGGAGAAGGAGGGUUCGAAUAAAAUAUGUUCGCUGACUUCUUCACCGAACGGCGCCAAAUUGGCGGUUGUCGGAAGAGAUCGCAUUAUCACCCUGAUCGACGAGAAAGGUGAGGUGAAAGAUCGGUUCAGUUCGAAACCGGUGGAUCAGAAGUACGGAAAGAAAUCCUACAUAAUCAAAUCGAUCUGCUUUUCACCGGACUCAUCAAAACUUGCCGUCGCGCAAACGGAUAACGUUGUCUACGUGUUGAAAAUUGGAGAAACCUGGAACGAAAAGAAAGUAAUCGUCAACAAACUACCGCAAACUGCUGCCGCAACAGUCGUCGAAUGGCCAUUCGAUGACAAGUUGCUAGUUGGACUUGCUGACGGAAAACUACGUGUUGGUCUACUUAGCAGUAAUAAAUGCAGCUCCCUUUACAAGACUGACGAACAGGUGAUGAAAUUAUGCUCAGUGCCAAGUGCGCCAUUCUGUUUGGCCUACACGGCUCACGGAAUCAUCGCCGUCAGUGACCGACGUGUAUUUUCAUACACAGAAAGCGGUGUCGUUCAACAACAGUUCGAUUUCACUUCACAGCAUGAAAAAGAAUUUUCGGCGAUCACAACGGAUAUCACAGGAAGCAAUGUGGUCCUAGGAAGCUUUGAUCGCCUUCGUCUAUUCUCGUGGUCGUUUCGUCGUGGAGCAUGGGAAGAAGGAAAUACGCUGGACAUUCAAAAUUUUUAUAUUUGUAGUGCUCUCAGCUGGAAAUCGGACGGCUCAACAUUGUACUGUGGCACGCUGUGCGGCGGUGUGAUCGCCGUUGAUUGUUGCCUCCGAAGAGGAAUGCUGAAGAGUCGAUUCGAGACGACAUACGUCGCUCCGUCACACGUUAUCAUUCGUGACGUCGUCACAGACACCAGAACAAACUUGGUGUCGCAAAAAGGCUACGCUAUCGAGAAUCUGAAGAUCAUGGGAAAGGAUCGCUAUGUAGUGGCGUUCACAAACUUCUCACUCAUACUGGCCGACAUUCAAACAGAGCUUUCUUCAGAAAUUGAAUGGCAGCCCAGUGGAAACGAGAAGCCAGUCUGCAUAAUUGUCAACGCUGGUGAGCUGACGAUAGUGGAGUACGGUAUCGACGGUGCUCUUGGCUGGGUGCGAACUGAGCUCACCAGCCCACACCUGCUAAGGUGA
This is a messenger RNA of Angiostrongylus costaricensis, 1167 nucleotides long. Lineage: Eukaryota; Metazoa; Nematoda; Chromadorea; Rhabditida; Metastrongylidae. The record is from the annotation of a GenBank genome assembly.